AUGUCGGUGGAGUUCCAAUCAUGCGCGAAGAAGAAGGCUGGCACCGAUGUUGAUCGAGGUGCAGUAUUCUCUGCUGUUGCAUUGGAGUGUCGCCCUAAGACCCACCGGUCCUCGUCCCCCCUGGGGAGCUCGCUGGCCAGCACCGCACAGGACCCACCGGUCCUCCUCCCCCCUGGGGAGCUCGCUGGCCAGCACCGCACAGGACCCACCGGUCCUCCUCCCCCCUGGGGAGCUCGCUGGCCAGCACCGCACAGGACCCACCGGUCCUCCUCCCCCCUGGGGAGCUCGCUGGCCAGCACCGCACAGGACCCACCGGGCCUCCUCCCCCCUGGUGAGCUCGCUGGCCAGCACCGCACAGGACCCACCGGUCCUCCUCCCCCCUGGGGAGCUCGCUGGCCAGCACCGCACAGGACCCACCGGGCCUCCUCCCCCCUGGUGAGCUCGCUGGCCAGCACCGCACAGGACCCACCGGUCCUCCUCCCCCCUGGGGAGCUCGCUGGCCAGCACCGCACAGGACCCACCGGUCCUCCUCCCCCCUGGGGAGCUCGCUGGCCAGCACCGCACAGGACCCACCGGUCCUCCUCCCCCCUGGGGAGCUCGCUGGCCAGCACCGCACAGGACCCACAGGUCCUUCUCCUGGUCGCGCAGCCAUCCAGUGCAAGCCGCGGGUCAACUUGGCGCAUGAACCGCUCAUGGCGCGACGGCGAUGAGUACUCACCCCUCGCGGCUCCCUCCCAAGGAAACUCCGGCGAAUUCUCGGAACCAGCGGCGGACAGUUCCGCCGUUUACAUCGUUCGCCUGAGCACCGCGCCUCCCCUCUCCGAAUACCGCGGCGGAAUCGCGGGCUACCCCGCCACUGCCACGUGGGACGACAGCAGCGACGACGAGGGCGACGGCGAGGCCUUGCCGCAGAUGAUUCUCCCUGCCGGCGAUUCCGCCGCUGCUGCAGGCGGCGAGUCCGUCGAUCUGGACGACACCGACGGCGACCAGCUCUUCCCCAACGCAACUGCGCCCGCCGCAUCUCACGCCGCCGCCACUCCCAGCGCUCGCGGCGGUCGUGGCGGUAACGGCAACGGUAGCGGCGGUCGUAACGGGGGCGGAAAGGGCAACGGCGGCGGAGGGUGCCCGAGGCACCGGCUGAGUCUGAGCAUGGACCGGCCCCAGGUGGCUGCGUUCGCGGGGCUGCUGCAGCGGCAGCAGGCGCAGGUGGCAUCUGAGGCGGGCGUACCCGAGGACGGGCUGCUCUACAGCUACAAGCACACGUCCAACGGCUUCGCCGCGCGCCUCACGUCGCGCCAGGCGUGGUGGCUGAAGCGCCACCCCGCCGUGGCGUCUGUGCGCGCCAGCCGCGUGUUCCGCCGGCAGACCAGCGACUCGCCGCAGUUCCUAGGGCUCCCCGGGAAGGUGUGGCCGGCAGUGGGCGGGCAGAGCAAGGCGGGCGAGGGCACGGUGGUGGGGAUCGUGGACACGGGUAUCUGGCCCGAACACCCGUCCUUCAGCGAUAAGGGCCUCUCCUCGCAGCUGCCCGCGGGGUGGAAGGGCAAGUGCGAGCAGUCGAGCUCGUUCCGGUGCAACAACAAGGUGAUCGGCGCCAAGGCCUUCUAUGCCGGCUUCCAGCAGAGCAGCGGCAAGCCCGUGUUGACCAAAGACUGGCUCUCGCCGCGAGAUGCGGACGGGCAUGGCACGUGGUGCGCGGGGGCAGCCGCGGGGAACCCCGUGAAGGUGCAGGGCGGCGGGCAGGUGAGCGGCAUGGCGCCGGCAGCGCGCAUUGCGGCGUACAAGGUCUUCUGGACGGACAGCAACGGGGACAUGUACGCCACAGAAUCGGAUAUCAUCGCAGCCGUCAAUCAGGGAGUCGCGGACGGUGUGGAUGUGCUGUCUCUAUCUCUGGGGGGCGUGAAUCCCAACGACAACUAUUUCAACGAUCUCGCUUUCAUGCGCGCCAAUGCUGCCGGGGUGUUUGUCGCUUUUGCUGCCGGCAACGCCGGGCCUCCCGGUCGUGGCAGGUUCUACCGCACGCUUGACAACUUCGCCCCUUUCUAUCUCACCGUUGGCGCCAGCACCAUUGCCCGAGGCGGCGCGUCCCUUGCCUCCUCAACUGCCGGCGCACAGUCGCUCUCUCUUGGUGCCACCAGCAGCGGCAAUGGCACCGACGGCAGCACAGGCGGCAACUUCAAUGGCAACAGCACAGACGGCACAGACGGCAGCAGCACCGUUCUGACUGCUGACGGCGGGAUCACCUUCGCCACUGCAUCCUCCUCUGCCCCCAUGGUGGCUGACUUCUCUUCCCGCGGCCCCCUGCUGCAGCCCUCCGCCACGGCCCAGCCCCCCAUGCCAGGCAACGCCAUCCUGAAGCCCGACAUCAUCGGCCCGGGAGUGGACCUCAUAGCCGCUGCUCCCGGGAGGAGGCCCGGGGAGCAAGGAGCUCUCGCCCGCAUGUCGGGUACUUCCAUGGCCACCCCGCAUUUAGCCGGGCUAGCCGCUUUAAUCAUCCAGAAGUACCCCAACUGGACCCCGGCGCAAGUGAUGUCAGCGAUGAUGACGACGGCGCGGGUGACGGACACGAGCAAGAGCGCGAUCAAGAGUGCGACGGGCGGGGAGGCCACCCCGUGGGAGAUGGGCGCAGGCCACGUGUUCCCCCCAGCCAUGCUUGACCCUGGCCUCACAUACGACGCCCGCGACCGCGACUACCAGAAUUUCCUCGCCGGGCAGGACCUGAACCGCGCGAAAAAGGAGUUCCCAGGGGUGGCGCUCUCCCCUCUGGCCGUGCGCAACCUCAACCUGCCCACCAUCACUCUGCCUCGCCUGCAGGGCUCCCUGCAGGUCACACGCACCGUCACCAACGUGGGGCAGUCCCAGUCCACAUACAGUGUAUCUGGGAAGGCCCCGCAGGGGGUGAAGGUGGGUGUGUCGACUAAGAGCCUCACGCUUGCUCCCGGGCAGAAGGGGACCUACACGCUGACGUUCACUGUGGAUACACCCAGUAAUGACUUCAAGUACGGGUAUAUCGUCUGGGCCGACGACCAGGGUCACAGGGUGCGGUCCCCCCUUGUGGUGCAGCCAAUCUCCCGCUGA
Molecule: messenger RNA, 3075 nt
Organism: Closterium sp. Naga37s-1
Lineage: Eukaryota; Viridiplantae; Streptophyta; Zygnematophyceae; Desmidiales; Closteriaceae
Source: the annotation of a GenBank genome assembly